GCGGCAAACUUCCCCUAUAAAUUGCCAGUCUGCUGCUCCUCUGGCUUCAGAAAGACAGCGAGGUUACCUCUCACGCACUUCUCACAUCACUGGGAAGGAUUUAAAACCAUCUCUUGCAAUCGCUGCGAGAAUGAUUAAGAAAAUGUCACCAUCCGAGAACGAGUUCGACAUACCGGCCAAGAAUUGCCACAGGAUGGUGAUUCUGGGCUCCACGAAAGUUGGGAAGACAGCCAUCAUCUCUCGGUUUCUGAACGAAAGGUUUGACGACCAGUACACGCCGACUAUUGAGGACUUUCAUAGGAAAUUGUACAGCAUCAAGGGAGACGUUUACCAGCUGGACAUUUUGGACACAUCUGGAAAUCAUCCCUUCCCUGCAAUGAGGAGGCUUUCAAUUCUCACCGGCGAUGUAUUCAUCUUGGUAUUCAGCCUGGAUAACAGAGACUCCUUCCAGGAGGUGCAGCGCCUGAAGCGCCAGAUUUAUGAGACCAAAUCCUGCCUGCGAAACAAAACCAAGGAGAACGUGGACGUCCCGCUGGUCAUCUGCGGCAACAAAUGUGACAGGGACUUUUAUCGUGAGGUGCAGGAGGAAGAGAUCGAGCAACUUGUCGGCGGAGACGAGCACUGCGCUUACUUUGAAAUCUCAGCGAAGAAGAACACCAACGUGGACCAAAUGUUUCAGACUCUCUUUACCAUGGCCAAGCUGCCGAACGAGAUGAGCCCCGAUCGGCACUGCAAGGUGUCCCUGCAGUACUGCGAGGUUCUCCACAGAAAGUCCUUCAGAAACAAGAAGUGUAAAGAUGGGAACGCGUAUGGGAUUGUGGCACCGUUUGCGCGGAGACCAAGCGUUCACAGUGACUUGAUGUACAUAAAGGAGAAAGCUGUAGGAGGCAGCCAGACCAAAGAGAAAGGCUGCGUCAUAUGCUGACACUUUCUUUGCAAGAGACUCUGAGACUUUUCCCAGCAGCUGAGGAGGAAACCAGCUCUGCUCUGCACACAGGGCGCAUGAGCUCCAAGUCCUGUAGAUUUGAGCCUGAGGUGAAAAGAAAGAUCGCUCAGACACAUGGGAUCCUCAUGUAGUGAUGCAGUAGAUGCAUCAGAUGCUGUAAAAUCUGCCUCUACGUUAGCUUGCCGAGAACUGGCAAUUGAGAAAAAACAAUGUUUACAUUUAAUGUUUCUUUUUUUUUCUCCCCCCCUCAACACUUGAAUGUUUGUUGCGUUAUGAACAAAUUUGAAUCUGAAUGUGUAUUUAUUAUGUCUACGUCUACUUUUGCAUAAAAGAGAAAAUAAA
Larimichthys crocea (large yellow croaker) is the source of this 1288-nucleotide messenger RNA. RefSeq names its product dexamethasone-induced Ras-related protein 1. The record is from RefSeq and is a predicted model, not a curated record. NCBI's taxonomy places the organism in Eukaryota, Metazoa, Chordata, Actinopteri, Sciaenidae. Gene Ontology annotation, molecular function: G-protein beta-subunit binding; GTP binding; GTPase activity. The coding region runs from base 131 to 925 and encodes 264 amino acids. Gene Ontology annotation, biological process: signal transduction. The transcript has 2 exons.